UGUACCGCUACAUGACCGCCCUAGUUGUCUUCAUUGCCAACAUCAAGUUCAUGAAGCUCUUUAGAUUCAACCGUCGCCUGCUGAUCCUGUCCCUGACCCUGAAGAACGCUGGCCAGGAGAUCCUCUACUACCUGAUCGUGUUUGGUAUCGUCUUCAUGGCUUUUAGCUCCAUGGCCUUCAACAUGUACAGCCCGUACCUGAUCGGCUUCAGUACCUUUGGAUCCACCAUUGUCACCCUCUUCUCAACGAUGCUAGGAAAGUUCAAGUUUGCGGAGAUGGUGCAGACUAGCCGUCACCUCGGUCCGCUGUUCUUCUUCUGCUACGUGAUCAUCGUCAUCUUCAUCUGCCUCAACAUGUUCCUGUCCAUCAUCAACGAGGCUUUCACCAGGGUCAGACAGGAGAACGCCAAAUCAGGCAACGAGCUGGAGAUCAUCGACUUCAUGAUGGGCCGCUUCAAGAAGUUUGUCGGGCUGACGCGGCAGCAAAACACGAGGCAGAAGAGCAAGGAGGAAGAGAAGGAGGAGAAGAAGCAUUGUAUUGAGGAUGACGACCCAGUUGAGGUGGGUUGCAAGGAGAUGGAGACGAAGACGGAAGAGAUGCUACUCCGCCUGGAUACCUUUCUCAAGGAGAACUUAUCACCGGAUGACAUCAAGCUCACCCAGAGAAAGAUUGUAAUCUCAGUAUAGAUUAACUCUUAUCCUGCCAUAAUGAAUACAGCCCAGUGCCAAAGAGGUAAACCCCCAUUGUGCCAAGCCACAAAUCCCCCCUGUGCCAAGUUUAUUUUGAGAUAAUCUGAUAAUCGGAUGGUGCGAUCAAUAGUGCGUUCAAAGCACUCAGCACAGUACAAUGAGCAUGAACAAUAACUGCUAUUACGAAUGUGAGCAUGCAUGCAUAAAGCAGCUAAGCUGUGGCUCGCCCUCGUGAAUUAAGCAGCCAAUCGAUAGCGUGCUCGCGUGUACAAAGCACCAUAACGGUUGCGUGCAUGUGGCCUUAUGGCAGGAUAUGAGUUGAAUAUCAGAUGAUGUGAUUUUGUUUUUAGAUUCACCAUCAAUGUAUCAUCAAAAGAAGACCAUUGUUUUAGAGUAGAUGACAAAUCAUGUUGGGAGGAAUGUGGUUCUGCCACUUUACUAUUAGAUUACCCAUUUAUCUUGUAUAUCAAAGCGAAAGUUAGUGGUCUCUGAAUAGAUGACAAAUCAAAUCAAUGUUGCUGUGGUCAUGGUUUUAUAUCUGCUUGCAGAUGUGUUCUAUUUGGUCUCAUA
Molecule: messenger RNA, 1259 nt
Organism: Strongylocentrotus purpuratus (purple sea urchin)
Lineage: Eukaryota; Metazoa; Echinodermata; Echinoidea; Camarodonta; Strongylocentrotidae
Product: polycystin-2-like
Exons: 3
Coding region: 12-686 (224 amino acids)
Biological process (GO): detection of mechanical stimulus
Cellular component (GO): membrane
Molecular function (GO): calcium channel activity
Source: RefSeq, a predicted model, not a curated record